Meloidogyne enterolobii is the source of this 4939-nucleotide messenger RNA. NCBI's taxonomy places the organism in Eukaryota, Metazoa, Nematoda, Chromadorea, Rhabditida, Meloidogynidae. The record is from the annotation of a GenBank genome assembly.
GAUGGGGGACAAUCUUCUAGAAUCAUACAACCCUCUAUACGAUGUCCAUCUACGGCAGUAUUUUGCUCUCCCUCAUAUGCAAAAACAUUUGAGAAAUCUUGGACUGCUCGAUGGAUCUGCUGGACAAAGUGAGGAAUUACACGCCGGUCAUUUACAAAUGAUGGAUAUGAUGUUACGGAAUAGAGAAAGAGUACUUCAACAAUUAGUAGACCUUCAACGUAAAUUGGAUGCAGCUGAGAAAGUGGAACUUUACAGACGUAUUCGAAGUGGAGUUACAAACGCAGAAGAAUUAGAACGUUCCCAUGUUUCACGUAGUCUUUCGCGUCCAGCUAGAAGCGCACUUGGAAAUGGUAGAUUUUCAAGAGAGGGAGGUGGUCAUCGACGUCAACAAUCGCAUAGUCCUGAAGCUGGGGAUUUGAUUAAACGUGUUGAGACAGAUUAUAGAGCUGACAGUGCCCCGAUCAAAAAUUCAAAAAGUAUUUACAACAGAUUGGCGGCUAAUGCCUACAAAUAUCAAUAUUUACAUAAGCUCGACGACCGAACCCUUCGCAAAUACAUGAACUCUUUACGGAAACAAUUGGCCAAACUUGAACGUUUCAGAGAAGUCUCUUUUGGCCCUCACACAAUGGCUAAACACCAACCGGCGCAGUUGCAACAAUCCUGGUUUUUCCGUCGCAGGUCCCUGCCCAGUUUGGAAGCCGCAGUCGGCGCUACUAAUAACUCACAAUCCCAACAAACUAACGGGGGUUGGAGAAGCCUCAAAUCAGGCAGAAAAUCACGAAGCGGCAAGUCACAAUCUCCACGCCGUGCAGGUGCUGCGGCUGAUGAACCUUUAACUAAAAUGCGCAGAACUUCAAUGUCACGCACUAGAGCAACUCAAAAACUUCCACCCUUGCCACAAACCGCAAAGCGUUCUUUUACUGGAAAUCGUUCUAUGCCGACUCCAAGCAAGUCUAUGGAGCAGAAACUACCGCCAACGGGCACUACCAAGCAAACUAAAAAGGCUCAAGAACGCCCUCCUCGUCGUUCUCAACCAGCUACAGUUCAAAAAACACCCGGCAUUAAAACAACGCCAAUCGGGGCUCGACCUCCUUCGUCUAAAGGAUCCAUCACUCCUGUCAAAGUGCAGAAGCCUCCUUCCAUGUCUGGAGCUUUACCAGUCAUAGGAGCUGCUGUUGGUGCUGCUGGUGUUGCAGUAGUGGCAGCUACUAUUGUAAAUGAUGAUGAGCGUAAGGAGGAGGAUAAUAGAGAAAAUGUGGCCCCUUCUCCUUCAAUUUCCUUAGCCGCCUCACAAACUACUACAACCGAUGGACAACCGGCAGGUGAUUCUGAGUGGGAAGGAGAUCAAGUCGAAGCUCCAGCAGAGGUUGUAAAUGAAGAAGAGGCUAGGCCAACACCUGGGCCCUUUGAAGGAGAGACAGAAGUAACAGAAAACCACAUGGAAGGAAGCGAAGGACAACUAACUGCUCGAACUGAAGUUAAGUCGGCUGCUAAGGAGGAGUUAAUGGAAAGGCAGGAUGAGGCGAUGGAAGAAAAUGAAAAUGAAGAGAGAAUGAAAAAUGAGGAAGAAAUUAAAAGAGAAGUGAUAUCGCCUGUUGGAACAGAAGCAGUGGGUUCUGGGAUGGAGGAGGAUGAAUAUAAAAAUAUUUCUUCAUCGCCUGGAAGGGAAGAAAUUGAAGAAUCAGAAGAAAUUCCACAAGAGCCAACUCAAGCAUGUUCUCUUCAACAACACUAUGAGCGUGUCAAAAGAGAGGCUGAGAUAAAGGCAGAGGAAAAAGAAGAGGAAGAAGUAUUUGAACAACCUAUCCAGAAGGAAGAAAUAUAUGAAGAUAAGGAGAAUGAAGGAAUAAUCAGUCCAAAAGAAGAAAUUGUUAGCACACACUCUCCCGAAAAUAUAAUAAUGAAUGGAGGUCAUUAUGGGCAUAAUGACGAGGUUGAAGGAAGUGAACGCUCUGUGGAAAUUAAAGAGGAGAGUUUAAAGGAAGCCGAACCAGUGAGUGAUGAAGAAAAGAGGGUUUCUGAUUCUCGUGUUAGUUUUGCAAAGAGUGAAGAUUCUAUUGAAAGAAGGGAAGAAUACCCGAGUGAAAGACAAAAAAGUGAAGAAGCGGUUGUUGAAAUGGAAGAAUUGUCUAAUCAAAACGUGGAAAAUGAAGAAAAUAUUCAGGAAUCGCCUGUUAAGGUUACGAUAACCCCAUCGCCAGAAAAUAAAUGUUGGGGAGAGGAGGAAGAAAUGAAUGAUGGGAAAGAAGAUGAGGAAAAAUUCGUUGUUAUGGCUGAAAGUCCAGCGGUUGAUAAAGCUUCGAUUUCUCAUCAUUCUGAGGAUGGGAGAGAUGGAGAAGUUGAAUUGGAAGGCUCUCCAAGAGUGGAAGAGCAUUUGGGACAAAGCGAAUCGCCUUUAGCUUCUACCCGUUCAGUAGUGAAUGGAAUAAAUUAUGAAGAAGGACAGGAAACACAGAAUGAAGAACACGAGGCUGAACGUGAUUUAGAGCAUCGUUAUGAGUUGCCAGAAUCUAAAACUGUCUCAGAUUACGUUGAAGAGCCUUCUGAACAGUAUGAUGAAAAUAAGAAUGAUGAAGUAUUUGAGGAAGGGCACAGAAUGAAAAGAGAUGUUGAUGGAUUUGGUGGAGGUGAAGAGUAUUCUGCAGGAAGGGGGGAAGAACAUUUUGGAGAGGAAGGAGUGCACACUGGAAGAGAGGAGGAACAUAUUGGAAAAGACGAAAACGGAUUUGGAAGAGAAGAAAGUCAGCAUACAGGAAGAGAGGAAGAACAUUAUGGAGAGGAAGAGGAAGUGCACACUGGAAGAGAGGAGGAACAUAUAGGAAGAGAGGAAAACGGAUCUGGAAGAGAAGGAAGUCAACAUUCUGGAAGAGAUGAAGAACAUUUUGGAAAAGAAGAGGAAGAGUUCGAACGAAUAGAAAAUAAGAAUACUGAAAGAGAAAGUAAUAAACAUAUUGAAAGUGAAGGGGAACAACUUAGUGGAAGAGAAGUUUACACCGAAAGAGAGGAACAUUCUGGAAGUGUAAAGGAGGAACAUAAUGAAGAAGAUAAUGGGGACUUUAAAAGAGAAGAGUUACAUUCUGGAAGUGAGAAUCAAUAUACUGAAAGAGAAGAAAGAAUGACUGGAAGAGAAGAUGUAGGAAUAAUUGAAAGAGAAAAGGAAAGGUUAAGAAGUGAAGAUGGAGAGCAAGGAAGAGAAGAUGAACAUACAGGAAGAGAGGAGCAUGAAAGAGACAAUGAAGAAAUGGUUGGAGGAGGAGAAGAAGAUGCAGGACUAGAACAUGACGAAAGAGAAGAGGUUGUCGAAAAGGAAGAAGACGAUAAUCACUUCGAAAAAGAAUCUCAGCAUACUGGAAGAGAAACUGUAGAACUGAUUAAAGGUCCCGAUGAGACAGAAUUUGAAAAUUUAGUCGAAAGCGAGUCUGUCCAACCCUCUAAUGAAGAUACAAGCAGAAAGCUUAGUGGAUCGGAGAAGUUUAUUCAGUUGGAGUCGGGCGAAAGAGGAUCUGUGCAAGAAGAUAGACCGGAAACAAUGAUGAGUUUAGGGAAUAAUUCACAAGUGUUGCCUGAUGAAGCGCCAAUAAUGCGUGGUACAUCAGAACUUGAUACUCAUUCCAAAGGUAGAGAAGACGAAAUUGACGACGCUAACUUAGUGCAUUCGGAAGAGACUGAAUACAACAGACCGGAAAGUAAAACUGAAGUGUCAGAGGUUAGACAUGAGGAUGAACCUGAAAAUGAGGAUAUUUCUGUGUUUGGACAUCAAGAGGUACAAGAAAAUGGAUCGGAGAUACAACAUGAAGAAGUUUCCGAAAGCAGACAAGAAGUUGAACCUGAAAUUACCAGUCGAAAAUCUGAAGAUAUGUCGGAGAUUGGACAUGAAAACUUUUCUGAAGCUAGACACGAAGAUGUUCAAGAGAAUUUAUCAGAAGUUAGACCGGAAAGUGAGCAGGAAGUUAGUGACAGGAAUGUUGAGGAUCGGUCUGAAUUUAGUCCUGAAGUUGUUUCUGAAGCUAGACUUGAAGAAGUAUUUGGAGAUGGGCACAUUGGAGAGUUUGCGACAAAUCAAGACGGAUCCAUAAAUAAUUUUGGAAGUCCUACAUCUAGAACUGGAGAAGGGGCAGAAUUUUAUGAGAAGAAUGUAGAUGAAAAUCAACGUUCGAAACAAGAAAAUGAACCCGAAACGUUUCGUUCGGAACACAGUGAAAAGCAAAGCUUGAUUGAAAAGGAAGAACAAUCCCUUCAGUUAUCUGAAUCACCGAAUCUCUUAGCCUCUGGUUAUGAGGAUGAUGCUCGAUCCAAUCAUUCUAAACCUUUCCUUCAACAGCCUUCAAUAGAAAUAACGCCAGCUUCUGAUCAUAAAUAUGUUGAGUAUCGAGCUGAAGAUGAACCGAAUAGUGAACAUUCCCAGCCCAUGUCGCCCGUUGGAGAAGAAAGUCAGCAACAACAACCACCCGUCGAAUGGAGGAAUUAUGAACAACAAGACAUUCAUCAGGAGAAUCGCAACAACAAUAACAACUAUCAAGAACAACUUAUCGACUUCAGCUCAUCACCAACUGCUCAAGGGGAUGAAAUAAUAGGUAUUAGUCAUCAAACACAACAUUCCCCUCAUCAAAACGGGCAUCUGAAAAAUUAUGAGGACCACGAAAACGAAGAUGACGAAAACACAUCCUUGCUAACUUAUAGAACUGAAAAUGAAGACUCUCCUAGCAAAAAGAGUAAUAAUAACUACAAGGGAGAGAACGGUCAUUUACUUUUGGGGAAUGGAGAGAAUAGUGGGAGAUUGUCCUCUUCUUCAACAGAAACAGAGGGGGCAGAUCAGGAAAAUAAUAAUAGUGAUUCUUCUUCGGUUGUGAUACGUCAAGGAACUUCUACUACUAGUUUGGAACACGGGCAACAACAUUUCCAGAAAUUGGAGAAUGAGGGUAGAAUUGAACAGUUGUGA